Penicillium canescens is the source of this 846-nucleotide messenger RNA. RefSeq lists its product as uncharacterized. Gene Ontology annotation, cellular component: mitochondrion. The record is from RefSeq and is a predicted model, not a curated record. The coding region runs from base 1 to 846 and encodes 281 amino acids. Gene Ontology annotation, biological process: fatty acid beta-oxidation. Gene Ontology annotation, molecular function: enoyl-CoA hydratase activity. Lineage: Eukaryota; Fungi; Ascomycota; Eurotiomycetes; Eurotiales; Aspergillaceae. The transcript is spliced from 2 exons.
AUGUCUGAUAGUCUUCAUUCCCAACCUCCAGCGACCAAUCAUUUUCGGCUAUCCUUCCCAGCACCCAAGGUGCUUCUCGUGACGAUCGAUCGGGAGAAGCAACGGAAUUCUCUACCCGCCGAGGCGCAUUGGGAAGCCCAUGGCUUAUUCUCGUGGUUCGACGAUGAGCCCACUUUACUUGUCGCAAUAGUUACAGGCGCGGGCGACAAAGCAUUUUGUGCUGGACAAGACUUGGCUGAGCAGAGUACGUCUCGCCGCGGCCCCAAAACUGCAGCCCAACUGGCAGUAAUGAACCAUCCUCCGACCGGUUUCAUGGGCCUUAGCCAGCGGAGGGGGAGGAAGCCUGUGAUUGCCGCAGUAAAUGGGUUUGCACUAGGAGGAGGGUUUGAGAUAUGUCUCAAUUGUGACAUGGUGGUCGCAUCACCUCAGGCUCAGUUUGGGCUGCCUGAGGUCUCAGUUGGAUUAUACGCGGCCGCCGGAGGGCUGCCUCGGUUGAUGCGCAUUGUUGGCCUCCAGCUUGCUUCCGAAAUUGCUAUGACCGGUCGCAAGUUGACCGCUCAAGAAGCACUGGGAUAUCAACUGGUUAAUCGGGUCACCCAGGCAUCAGAGUCUGUCAUUGACGAGUCCCUCAAACUUGCGGCCCAAAUCGUGAGUUUUUCGCCGGAUGGAAUCAUUGUUACGCGUCAAGGCUUGCGUGAGGCGUGGGAAAAUCCGAGCGUUGAGCAUGCCACUUCCCGAACUAGACAUGAAUAUGUGAAUCGAUUAGUUGCAGGGGAUAACUUCAAGAUUGGCGUUGAGGCUUUCGCUAAGAAGACAAAGCCCAAAUGGGUUCCUUCGCAUCUAUGA